Molecule: messenger RNA, 3667 nt
Organism: Stegastes partitus (bicolor damselfish)
Lineage: Eukaryota; Metazoa; Chordata; Actinopteri; Pomacentridae
Gene: tmem248
Product: transmembrane protein 248
Exons: 7
Coding region: 346-1371 (341 amino acids)
Source: RefSeq, a predicted model, not a curated record
CGGGUACGCGGAGGAGAUGUCGGCAGGGAGGACCCAGAUACAUUAUUGACGUUAUUCCAGCCUGUGAAUACAUUUCUCACCAGAGCUGCAGGAAACUUAACGGAGCGAAGAAUGGGAAGGAGCACACGCGGUGUUUCGUACGCUGAAAGCCUGGCUGUCUCCACCGAACACCGACUCUUGCUUUUCAGCGGUUUAUUCAGUAGGGACUAGCUUUGGGGAGAGCGAGCAAGCUAGCAGUGCAGGCUAGCUUCGCGGAGAGGCUAACUUGCUAGCAACACUGCUGCCUUAUUGUGGCCCGUAACCAACCCUCCCAGCUAGCAUCCGUCGCAUGCCCAGAAAGAAAAAAUGGUGUACCUUUUAAAUCCUAUAGAGAACCUGAGAAGCUACAUCAACAACCGUCCACCUCUGGUCAUUUUCAUGAUCAGCGUCAGUGCAGUGGCCAUCGCCUUCCUGACCAUUGGUUAUUUCUUCAAGAUUAAAGAGAUCAAGUCUCCAGAGUUGACAGAGGACUGGAACACCUUUCUGCUGCGCUUUAAUGAGCUGGACUUUUGUGUGUCAGAGAAUGAGACAAUAAAACACGGCCUGAACGAGUCAACCACACCAGAGAGCAUGGUCGUGACCAGCGGCCAGGCUCGCUCCAGCACCCAGGCUCCCCUCCUGCUCGAGGACUCAGGUCCCAUUAACAUCUCGGUCCCCAUCACGCUCACACUGGACCCUCAGCGCCCGUUUGGAGGCUAUUCUCGCAAUAUCACCCACCUGUAUGCCACAGUGCUGGGGCAGCAAGUGGGCCUGUCUGGCCGGGAAGCCCAUGAAGAAAUAAACAUCACUUUCACCCUGCCCGUGUCCUGGAACUCGGACGACUGUGUGCUGCACGGCCACUGCGAGCAGGUGGUGUUCAGCACUUGCAUGACCAUCACAGCGGCCAGCAAUAUCUUCCCAGUCACAGUGCAGCCGCCACACUGCGUGCCGGAGACGUACACCAACGCCACGUCUUGGUACAAGGUGUUCACCACAGUCCGUGACUCAGAUACUAAGUACAGUCAGGACUACAACCCCUUCUGGUGUUACAAAGGAGCCAUCGGCAAGGUGUACCACGCACUGAACCCAAAGCUUACCGUCAUUGUUCCCGAUGAUGACCGUUCCCUCAUCAACCUGCACCUGAUGCACACUAGCUACUUCUUGUUUGUCAUGGUCAUCACUAUGUUCUGCUAUGCAGUCAUAAAGGGGCGGCCUGGCAAAGUACGACAAACCAACCCUGACUUCUGCCCUGAGAAGGUACAACAGACACCAGCAGUGCUAUAUGACCUCAACAGGUGGCGCUGUCAGAAGGUUAAAAAGACAUCAGAGAGCUAUGCCAGAACUUACCUGUAACAUGGACAAACUCAAAGAGACAGAAGAAAUAAAAAUAAACAUACCAGUUGCCUAGUGAACCCUGGACAUACCAUAAGGGACACAAAAGCUCUGUGAAUGCAUUACUCUUGCAAUGUUGGGUUUCUCCAACCAAAGAUAUACAAGUGCCUGUAUCUGUGGUGUAAAUAUUUGUAGGAACUCUGAUAUUCUCUGCAAAACCUUCUUCCUUUUUUUUUUCUUUUUUCUUUGAGUUAAUUAUUAUUGUUUUUGCCUGAGCCCCCUUGUGCCAUGUCAGAACAUGCAGUAUGUAAUCAAAGCAGAAGGCCACAUCUGAGAACUACUCAGCCAUUUUCCCCAGUAGUCAUUUGGUUUCACUUUGUCAAGCAAGAUAGAAAGAAAAGUCAUUUUAUGGCAUUUAUCACAGAUUUAAGUACAUUUUUGGUGUAAAUGCUAAAAAUAUCUCAAAACAAAUUGUCAACAAAGUCUCUCCCAUGAUGACAAAGCAUGAUGUUUAGCCACUUGAAAUGUGUUUAAGUGAAUAUACUCAAUUUUAGAUGCUUGAUUUAUGCUGGAAUCGCCAGUAUGCACUUGUCAUUGCAGCUUAUACAGGGGAAAAAAUAACAGUGUAAUCAAAAGUCUGAUCAAAAUCAGGACCCUUCAUACGGUCCAUUAAAAAGUCGCUUUGCACAAUUAGUUUAUUUAAUUGAACACUCAAUCACAUUCUGUCUCUCUGCGAUGUCAAUAAACACCAAGUAUUUAGUUGAUUGCACUGCGCACAUUAAUAUAUGAAAAACAGUAACCUUAACGAGUCCCACUGUCUCAGUUUGUAUCCUGUCAUCAGUCACUGCGUUUUAAAGGCAGUUAAAUAAGCCAAAAUUGAGUUUUUCGACUUCGAGACAAGUAAACGUCACACUGAAAACAUCUCUCUGCCUUUCGUUUUCCUUCUUCAGUGGCUUCAUCACUCACCUGCCUCUCGUCUUUUUUGGUUUGCUGCCGGGCGCUCUGCAGCAGCUUUUUAAGUGACGUUCAGUCCGGUUCUUCUCUGUUGCACUUGGAUGGAACUGAACAUUAUCUUGCCUUACCUACGGUGGACUUGCUUGCUUGAAAAUAGGCGGAGAGAUCAUAUACUCUCUUUCCCACAUUAACCGAACCUUUCUUCCACAACCAAACGUCUCUCUUUUUUUUUGUUUGUUUCUUCCAGUAUGAUGAGCCUGUGGUUUGAAAUCAAGCUUGUGAUCGUUGUCCUGUUAAUAUAAAUGUCAAACAGCCCUUGAGUUAUUCUGUUUUUAGGAUGCUUUUGAUUUACUUAAGCUUUUAUUUGAAGCAAAUUGUUAUCAGUUGCACGUGUUAAAAAGUGUUUGCAUAGUUAGUGCACCUUCGGAUUUCUUGCACAUUUUGUUAUUUGCUCCUGUGAUAUAUUUUUAUUUUUAUUUUUUUUGUCCAAAAUCACAUGUAAACUAUCUGAUGUUGGCUGAACUAGUUGGCCUGCAUUUAGAAAUAAAUAUAAUUAUACACUAGCAUAUAAUUAUAUUUAUGUAAUUAUUAUAUUUAUGAUUUAAAACAACAUUUCUUUUUGUUUAAUUAUUUUGUAGUACAACAAAAUGUGCAAAAACUCACUCUUAUGUGUGAAUGCGUGAAUUUGGGAAAUGUUUCGAUAAAGAAAGGCGGCUGUAGAUGUGAUUCUCUAACAUCGUCAGAAUGUUUUUUGAAGAGAUUCUGGCGCAGAAAUGAAAAAAAAACAAAAAACAAAGCAACCUCCUCUGACAUCCACCUGCAAAAUCUUUUGCAUUUGUCGUGAAUGUCGUUGUGUUGAGCUCAGCCGACUUUGACAAUCAUUUAUUCUAAAUGUAUAGCAGCGCAUAUUAGAUUUGCAAUAAGGAACAAAAAAAUAAAUAAAAAUACAGUGCUGGAAUUAGAUUUGGUUACUGCGUUUAUCUGAGCUUGUCUAAAAACUGCGUAAAUCAGACUUAAAGGAAAACCAGAGAAUUGAAAACAGUCUGCUUAAAUGUUAGGUAUACAUUUUUAUUUUUUCUUUCAAUAGCAGUUACUGAUAUUUCUCACUUACCUCCGUGCUAUCAUUCUGUUCCAUAAUUGAUGUACCUGUUGAAUGUACUUUUUUAUAAGCAGCAUAAUCUAAAUCUGAGAUGCAAGAAUUCCACGUGAUUUUAAAACUAUGAUGUAGGGGUUUUUUUUUUUCUUGUUUGAAAGGCUUUACUUGAAUUGUUUUCGUUCGAGUGAUGUUCAUAUAUUAUAAGGUUUAUCUUUCUUUUUUUUCUGUGAGAAAAAUGAAUCUCUUGUCAUGUUAUUGUAUCAAACA